UAGGAUACAAAAAAAAACGGUCCGGAUGCUAUGUCCAGUAUCCCAACUCGUAUUAUAUCAGCUAAAAAGAUCACCCGCGAGAGCUAUAGAAGCUUUAGUAUUUGGCGCGUUGACUCCGCCCCCUCCUGACUCCAGAAGGUGGAAAAUCCCGUCUUAACUCAAAUCCUCAUUUCCGCGUCCAGUGCCCUUCAUUCACAACGCGUCCUGCUGUUUCUUCCUGGCUUUUUUUUUCUCUUUUUUCAAUUUUCUCAACCGAGAAAAGGCCAGAUCUUCCGGUUGAUGGAAGAAGUGGUUCCCUACUUGUUCACUUGAAGAUGAAUUGCUGAGCUGCUCCUGCCGUGUGCCUGAUCUAACCGCACACCGCUGCGUGCCUCUGAUCACCGGCUCUCCAGCGGAUGCUCCCCGAGGCACAACCACCUCAGCCGCCGGUACCAACUCAUCACUCCGUCGUAUUCAAGACAGAUGCGGUAGACAUGAGAAACAGCGCGAUGGAGCCGCUGAUCGCAUGCUGAUGUUUGCGUCCACGAUGGAUUCUUGUAUGUCCGCCUUAAGCUUCCGAUUUAACGGCAUCAUAAAUGGAGGAGGAGAGUGACAACCGCAAGAUCAACAACAGCUUCCUUCGGGAUCACAACUAUGCAACAGAAGCUGACAUCAUCUCUACAGUUGAGUUCAACUCAACAGGGGAGCUCUUGGCCACUGGGGACAAGGGAGGACGUGUGGUGGUUUUCCAGAGGGAGCAGGAGAGUAAGAACCAACCUCAAAGGAGAGGAGAGUACAACGUUUACAGCACAUUUCAGAGCCACGAGCCGGAGUUCGACUACCUAAAGAGUCUUGAGAUUGAGGAGAAGAUCAACAAAAUAAGGUGGCUGCCCCAGCAGAAUGCGGCUUACUUCCUUCUCUCCACCAACGAUAAAACUGUGAAGCUGUGGAAGAUCAGUGAGAGAGAUAAAAGACCAGAGGGCUACAAUCUGAAGGAUGAGGAUGGGAGGAUCCGAGACCCUGCCACCAUAACGUCACUACGGGUGCCCGUGCUGAGGCCAAUGGACCUCAUGGUGGAGGCGACGCCCAGAAGGGUUUUCUCCAACGGCCACACAUACCACAUCAACUCCAUCUCGGUUAACAGUGACUACGAGACAUACAUGUCCACGGAUGACCUUAGGAUCAACCUGUGGCACCUGGAGAUCACCAACAGAAGCUUCAACAUUGUGGACAUUAAACCAGCCAACAUGGAGGAGCUGACAGAGGUGAUCACAGCAGCAGAGUUUCACCCUCACCAGUGCAACACUUUUGUCUACAGCAGCAGUAAAGGCUCCAUCCGUCUGUGUGACAUGAGGGCCGCUGCGCUCUGUGAUAACCACUCCAAGUUCUUUGAAGAGCCCGAGGACCCAAGCAACCGGUCCUUCUUUUCUGAAAUCAUCUCAUCCAUCUCUGAUGUCAAGUUCAGCCACAGCGGACGCUACCUGAUGACCAGGGAUUACCUGACGGUUAAGGUGUGGGACCUGAACAUGGAAAGCAAACCCCUGGAGACCUAUCAGGUACAUGACUACUUGAGGAGUAAACUCUGCUCCCUGUAUGAGAACGACUGCAUCUUUGACAAGUUCGAGUGUGUCUGGAAUGGAUCAGACAGCAUGAUCAUGACCGGAUCAUACAACAACUUCUUCCGAAUGUUCGACCGCAAUACGAAACGGGACGUGACUCUGGAGGCGUCGCGGGAGAACAGCAAGCCGCGGGCCGUCCUGAAGCCACGCAAGGUGUGUGUAGGUGGAAAGCGGCGCAAGGACGAAAUCAGCGUUGACAGCCUGGACUUCAGCAAGAAAAUCCUGCACACCACCUGGCACCCCUCAGAGAACAUCAUCGCCGUAGCCGCCACUAACAACCUCUAUAUCUUCCAGGAUAAGGUCAACUAACACAGACACAGCUUGGGUGGCCCUGCACACACACACACACACACACACACACACACAAACACACACACGCAUGGACACACACAGACAGGCAGACUGGAGUGCCUGAUUGCUGCAUGGGGCCAGUGUUUGGCUGCAGGAGCCAUGAUGCUGGUGGAAUGUGAACUUUUUGUGCUGAAAGACGCUGGGAAUGUGAGAUGGAGUGGAAUACAGAGAGCUUGACCAGACCGAAAUUAAAAACACAGGCAUGUUGCGCACUGGAGAGUGUGAAUAAGAUGUGCUAUGCUAUUUUGCAUAACCCAUUCUACUGUCCUAUUUUCUUCACCACACCACAUUUCCUCUCUUUCCCUCUUUAACAUCCUUUAUUUAUUCUAUUUAUUUACUUCUCCAUUUGAAGGAAAUGCCUGAUGUUUUAAAAUUGAAACAGGGCUGCAUUACAUGCACUGUUUUUUAGUAUUAUCAGGUUUAACACAUCUGACUCUAAGGACGGUGUCGAUAAGCUUUGUUUGGUCUGUUUUUCAUUGACUCUCGCAUCAGUGCCAAGGCUUGUGACACCAAAGGGCACUCUAUAAUGAAGCUGACAAAGGUCUAGACAGAAAGGACGCAGUUCCAUUCCCCAAUGCCCUUCAUUCACUACACAGCUGUCAAUGAAACUGAACUGGACUAUGGACAUGGCCAUGCACACUGAUGCUAAGGCCAUAUACAAUCACGGGACAUCAUUAUAAUUCUUUGCUACCUGAUUCUUUGAGAACAUGGAGGUAUAAGUGGUCUGAAGUCAUCAACGUUGCCGUUUUAUUCGUCUUUUUAUGUUAAUGUUUCAUUAAAUAAGCUGUGGUGCCUUCUUUUCGUAUGUGGACUUGAGAGCAGUUGGGAAGGGGGUUGAUGGGAUGUGAUCCUGUUUUUGGGUGGUGUGAUAUGUUGGUUUGUGGAAUGUGACUGUUUUUUUUUUUUUUUAAUGAAAUGUGGACUGAAUAGCUUUGUGUAAGAAAAACGAAUGAAAAUGAUGUAAUCAAGUACACAAAAUGUAAGUACUUGAAUUUUGCAAAACAGGUCAUGAUGUCAGCUCUGUAGGCUUAUGAUUUAUGAAGUCUAUGUCCCUGGAUUUGACUCAUUCAGUGCAGUGUUAGGUGAAAGCUGUUAUUGCACUCGUGACGAAUCGCUCUAAUUAAUUUAAGAGAAUGUCUGCUCAGCAGGGUGCAAACUGCAGCAUGAAACACUUUUGCCUCUUAUUCAAACAGCUCACAUGUUCCACUGUUGUGCAUUUCUCUCAGACAGCUAAUGCACCAUCCUACUUUGAAGUAUGUUUCAUGAUGUGGAAGAAAGUGAAAGGCCGGCGAAUAAUGUAGCCUAACUAGACAUGAAGAAUAUAUGAUAUCAGGGAAUUUUAGGUACAAGUCCUUUAAAAAAAGUAACAUCUAACCAAUUUCAGUUGAAAACUUGUUAAAGAAACAAAGUUUUAUAGCUCAGAAUGUAUUUAAAUGCAAUUGAAUGACAUGCAGUCUUUAUGCUUAAUGGAAUUUGUUGAAAUAAAAAAUGAAAACAUGUGCAAGUUGAAAUAGUUUGAUUUUGACUUACUUUGUCUGACUCACUUUCUGGAUGACCACAGUCCUACAGAGAUUUGUCUUGAAGCUGAUGUGUGUGUUUAUAUUAUGUAUUAAAGCUAAACUGCACAUCAUAACCUUAAAGUGGAUCAAGUGUGCCCCCGUGUGGCCAUUCAGAGCAAAAUCUGUUUGGUUUUGUCCAAAAAGCACUUAGUACCGUCACUGCUGUAAACACUACCUGUGGUAAAUAGCAUAACAUAUGGCGUGAAUUACUACACUCCCAGAGGAAAAUAGUACUAAACUGUACCAUCCCAUGUCACUGGGGUUGUACCAUCAACCUUUUGUACCUUAGAGUGGUGUAUAUAGCAUACCCUUAAAGCUUUACACAAAAAAGGCAAUUAUGGUCCAAGUAAGUACCUUAAAUCUUUUUUUAAAGAACACUAUAUUCACAUUUCCAGGUGAAAGAUACAAAAAGAUAAAACUAGACUAAAGUGUCAAUAUGGAAAGAGCAAACCACUUCAACACCGAUUCUGGGUUUAAUAAGUAAAUAAAUAAAUACUAGAAAAGAAGUGAUAAGAGGACCACUGCAUUAGACCACAAAUAUUAGACAGGAAAUGGGGAUAUAGGGUUUAAAUUUAAUAAUUUUAUUGUGGCAGUUGUAUACAGUGUUUUACUAUCAAAAAAGCUUUAGUUGUGCUGUCCGUUUCAUCUCUGUACCAGUGUUAUUGUGGAGAGGUGUGAAUUUUCAGCCCAGAAGGGGGCUCACAUCCAUCCCAUUUCCCAUCACUCUGCUCACCAGCAGUUAAACACAAAGUCACAAUACUCUACACACAGAAACCCAACUGACUAAUCUUAUAACAGACUUGCAGUGAUAAAAUAAUUGAUUCGUUUAUACUGAUUGAUAAUGUCCGAUAAGUCAGUUUCCAUUCCGGAAUGGCGGACUGGUAAAAAGGGUUAAACCAGACAUAUUAGAUCGUCAGUAACACAGCAGGUAGCUGCCUCCAACUCCAGUCGCCAGUUCAAUCCAGUAAAUUGCUCCUAGGUGUGAGUGUGUGUGUGUGUGUGUGUGUGUGUGUGUGUGUGGUCCAUCUUCUUGUG
Pangasianodon hypophthalmus (striped catfish) is the source of this 4543-nucleotide messenger RNA. RefSeq names its product serine/threonine-protein phosphatase 2A 55 kDa regulatory subunit B beta isoform. Gene Ontology annotation, biological process: peptidyl-serine dephosphorylation. The record is from RefSeq and is a predicted model, not a curated record. The transcript is spliced from 9 exons. Lineage: Eukaryota; Metazoa; Chordata; Actinopteri; Siluriformes; Pangasiidae. Bases 576 to 1907 code for a protein of 443 amino acids. Gene Ontology annotation, cellular component: cytosol; protein phosphatase type 2A complex. Gene Ontology annotation, molecular function: protein phosphatase regulator activity; protein binding.